CUCAACCUUUAGGGAAUUCCCCAUACUCCACUCAAUAUCAGUCGAGUCAGAUCAUAUCCAUCAUAUCCACUGAUGAUACGAAUGAAGAUCCCAUUCACAAGGACCAACAUACGCAUCAAGGGGACCACCAAAUGGCAGAUCGGGGUUGCUAUAGUAAUAGGGUUCGUGGGGGGUUACCUGCUCCUGCCGUACGUGUUUCCCGUCCCGCCCCCUUCCUACGGUGUGAGGAGUGUAGGUGUACGGGAUCGUCAUCACCCAUUCGGAGCCCCCGCCAAACUCUCGCCAGGUGGGCAAGACCAGAAGAAGUGGGCGGAUAUGCUCAAGAGCAGAGUUAGGGACAGAGCGGUACAUUUCGACUCUACAGGACGUCACUUCAUAGUGGAGGGUAAGGAGAAGCUGAUACUGAGUGGAGCAGUGCACUACUUCAGAGUGGUACCAGCAUAUUGGGAAGACAGGCUGCUACGUCUCAAGGCCGCCGGUCUUAACACUGUGGAAACAUAUGUACCGUGGAACAUGCACGAGCCCCUCCCUGGUCAGUUUGACUUCACUGGUAUACUGGACCUGGGCGAGUAUAUCCGCACAGCCCAACAAGUCGGGCUGCACGUCAUAGUGCGUCCUGGUCCGUACAUCUGUGCAGAGUGGGAGAUGGGAGGACUGCCAGCAUGGCUGCUGCACUACAGAGACAUGCAAGUGAGGACCACACACAGGGAGUACAUGAAUGCAGUGGAGCAGUACUUUAGACAACUGUUUGAGGUGCUCAUACCGCUCCAGUCGGCCUAUGGUGGACCAAUCAUAGCCUUCCAACUCGAGAAUGAAUACGGAGCAGUCUCAGUGGAUGAUGAUAUGGGCAAAGACUACAUGACCUUCUUAUUUCAGAUGCUACGAGAGAUGAAUGUGGUUGAGCUGCUGUUUGUGUCUGAUGGAGCCAUCUACUUUAACUCCACCCUCUCCCGUCUCCCCAUGGACGAGGUCCUCAUCACUGUCAACUUCAUGAAUGAGAGGGGGGCCCUCGACACACUCAACAAGAUACAGCCGUCCAAGCCUGCUAUGAUCAUGGAGUGGUGGUCUGGUUGGUUUGAUCACUGGCAGGAGGAUCACCUGACUCGUAACCAGGGGGCGGAGCUAAUAGCGGAGAGACUCACUGACUACAUCACACGAGGCGUCUCCGUCAACUUCUACAUGUUCCAUGGUGGUACCAACUUUGGGUUCAUGAAUGGAGGUAACUGGGACCGUGACAUGCAUGGGAAGUACCAACCCACCGUUACCAGUUAUGACUACGAUGCUCCAGUUAGCGAAUGUGGAGAUCUUACAGAAAAGUACAUCAACAUUCGCGAAGUUAUUCGUAAAUAUGCACCGGACAGUAUGCCCACCAACCCCCUCCCGCCGUUGCCUGGCAACCUCCCGAAGAGAGCCUAUGAUGAGACGCGAUUGACAUUAUACAUUCCAAUCACCUCCACCCUUCAAUUCACACCCGAGCCUUAUUAUGCGGACCGCCCCAUACCCAUGGAGUACCUCCCCCUCAACAAGGGGUGGGGCCAGGGCUAUGGUUAUAUCCUGUAUCGUACCACCUUGCCUCGUACAGCAAGCAAAGUCAGCGUGUAUGGUCUGAAUGAUUAUGGAGUGGCAAUGAUAAACUCAGUACCUGUGAAGCAGCUCUCUUACUUCAAAUUUGAAUCGUUUGUCAUCCCUGAAAAUGCUAAGACAAAGAGCCCUGAGGGUGAGGGGAUGACUCUGGAUAUACUGGUAGAGAAUGCUGGCAGGGUUAACUUUGGUAGCCCUCUGGAGAACAGGAAAGGUAUUAAUGGUAAGGUCAUGGUGGACGGCAAGGAGCAACUCAAGUGGAAGAUGUACUCACUGGAGUUCAAGUCAUCGUAUGUUGAGAGCAUCUACUCUGGUGGUAUGUGGCAGCGGACUCCCUCGCCCACUCAUCCUGGCCCCGCUCUCUUUAAGGGGACGUUCACUAUACAAGGUCCAGCCUGUGACACCUUCCUGGACAUGAAGGGGUGGGGCAAGGGUGUGGUCUUCAUUAACGGUGCUAACCUAGGUCGCUACUGGAGUGUAGGUCCACAAAGGACUCUGUAUGUACCCGGCCCAGUCCUGAGGGAGGGGGUCAAUAAGGUAGUGAUAUUCGAGUUCCACCAGCCGAAGAUACCACAGAGUAUUGUAUUUAGAGACAGUCCCAUCCUGGACAAAGACCACGCUCCUCUUCAAACAUAGCAACACUCACCAUAGCAACACGUACUAUCAUAUGUGUGUGAAUUAUUUCUAAUUACAGCACCUCUCAUCUUGAUAACUAUGUAUGGACCUGAUCAAUUGGCUCACAAUUAAAUACUUUUUUGCACUAAUUUUAAAUUAUUUAUUAGUACAUUAUUUUAAUAGUGUGAGCACAUAAUUACGUACAAUGUAAUAUUCUUGUGGUGACGAUAUUGAACAAAGAGUAUACGUACAUGAUCACAUGA
This is a messenger RNA of Halichondria panicea, 2459 nucleotides long. Its product is annotated as beta-galactosidase-1-like protein 2. Gene Ontology annotation, biological process: carbohydrate metabolic process. Gene Ontology annotation, molecular function: beta-galactosidase activity. Bases 73 to 2217 code for a protein of 714 amino acids. Gene Ontology annotation, cellular component: vacuole. The transcript is spliced from 16 exons. Lineage: Eukaryota; Metazoa; Porifera; Demospongiae; Suberitida; Halichondriidae. The record is from RefSeq and is a predicted model, not a curated record.